AUGGCGCAAAUCCUGGUUUGCAGAGCUGCUAUUGCCCGGCUCGGUGGCCAAUUUAUACUCGGUAUCCCCGCGGUUCCAGGGCCUCUCCAAGACUGUCAUAUCGCGGAGGCGGCGAAAAUCCUCGGCAGCCGCUACAAGCAAAUCCACUUUCAGGACUGGGACCACUCGAAGGGUGUGCCACGCGACGUCAUCGUCUUCUUUGAGCAUGACCGCCGUUGGCAUGUUCUCCACAUCGGGAUUCACCGCCAGUAUUGGAACCAAGUAGACGCGGUAUUCGAGGAGCUCGGUGACCCGGAGCAUCCGGUGCACGAGCACCGUGCCGCAAUCUUGAAGGCUGUUAAUGAAAUUGGGUGGUGGAAAGAAGAGAAUCUAUGGGCUGGCCUUGAGGGCGACGUCGGUAUCGAGCAGUUCACUUUGGACGUUGGUGCAAGCGGCUACUUGGUCAUUAUGGCGGCAAUGUUUAUUGCGGAGGUUGGCGAAGUUGAUGAGAGCUACCUAGGACUGUCCAAGGCGAAGCGGGAAGUCAAGGCUUUGUUCGAGAGUGUUUUGCAGUCCUAG
Lasiosphaeria miniovina is the source of this 558-nucleotide messenger RNA. RefSeq lists its product as uncharacterized. Lineage: Eukaryota; Fungi; Ascomycota; Sordariomycetes; Sordariales; Lasiosphaeriaceae. The coding region runs from base 1 to 558 and encodes 185 amino acids. The record is from RefSeq and is a predicted model, not a curated record. The transcript has 2 exons.